Leptosomus discolor (cuckoo roller) is the source of this 477-nucleotide messenger RNA. The record is from RefSeq and is a predicted model, not a curated record. Lineage: Eukaryota; Metazoa; Chordata; Aves; Leptosomiformes; Leptosomidae.
GCUGAAAGUAGCUUCAGUGAAGAAGAGGAGGAAAAACUUCAAAUAGCUUUUUCGCUGGAGAAGCAGGAUCUUCAUCUAGUUCUUGAAACUAUAUCAUUCAUUUUGGAACAGGCCGUCUAUCAUAAUUUGAAGCCUGCUUCAUUGCAACAACAGCUGCAAAGCAUUCACCUGGAUCAAGACAAAGCUGAAGCAUUUGCCAGUGCGUGGGUGGCUGCAGGUCAAGAUACAAUUGAAAAGUUCAGGCAGAGGGUUUUGACCCCUCAGAAGCUUGAAACAGUUGGAUGGCAGCUUAAUCUUCAAAUGGCGGAGUCCAUGCAAGCGAAGCUGAAGUCUCCUCGAGCUGUGCUAGAGCUGGGCGUGAGCAAUGAAGAUUCGAAGAACCUGAAGAGAGUGUUUGUAGAAUUUAGUCAUCAGGAGCUGUUUGAGUUCUAUAACAAGCUGGAAACUAUACAAGCACAGCUGGAUUCCCUUACAUGA